CUUUGUCCAAAUUUGUGUGAGAGAAAAAAAAAGAGAGAGAUCAGAGUUGUGAAUUCAAUGGAGAGAUCUGAGAGAGGAAAGGAGAAGAAGAGGGCGAGACCCAUUUCUGAAGAUCAUGAAGAAGAAGAUCAUGACUCUGAAUUCAACACAACUCGUCCUCGAUCUCGAUCUCGACCUCGACCUCGACCUCGACCUCGCGCCUCCUCUCUGCUCAAUGGCUGCUUCGAAGCUCAAUCUGUAAUGCUACAGCAGAUUUUGUCUCCUCAACAAUUGGCUACACUCGAAAAUUUUAUCCGAUCUGUGGUCCAGGAGGUGGUGGAGAUCCAGGUUCCUUCUUGCAUUCGCUCCAUUCUAUCAAGAAACAGCCAACUUUGUAAUGAUCUGACUGGAAAAGAGGCUCUUGCCGGAUCUGGAACUUUGAAGUUCAGGUUAUUUUUCGAAAAGAAUCAAAUUGCCUCCACCAUUUUUACCAACAACGAAAUCAAAGCAAAGGAUGGCACACUGCUUGCAGUUUCAAUAUGCGACACCACCAACUCCAACUCCAUCAUCGGGAUCGGUCCUCUUUCGUCAGCCUUGGUCGAGAUCGUCGUCCUCGACGGAGAAUUUGGCUCCGGGCAACGGGGAGACGAGACCUCGUGGAGUGUGGAUGAUUUCAAAAACAGUAUCGUGUCUCAAAGGGAGGGGAAAAGGCCUUUAAUUGUGGGGGCUCUGAAGCUCUAUCUGGAAAAUGGUGUUGGAUUUAUCAAAGGUCUAAGCUUUACGGACAACUCGAGCUGGACAAAAUCUAAGAAGUUUAGAUUCGGAGUAAGAAUUGUAGAUGAGAAAAUCUUGACCAAGUUUUCAAGAAUUGGAGAAGGUGUUUCUGAACCCUUCAGAGUGAUGGAUCAUCGUGGAGAAGUGUACAAGAAGCACCACCCUCCAAAGAAGGGAGAUAAAAUAUGGAGAUUGGAAGGGAUCGGCAAAGAUGGCACAUAUGACACCCGCUUAUCCGCUGUAAACAUCAAAACUGUGGAUGAUUUCUUGAAGGUUUAUCAUGAAGAGGGUGGUGCAUACCUAAGGAAGAUUCUUGGAAGAGUCCCAAAAAUUACAUGGGAAAAGAUGGUUUCUAAUGCUUUAGAAUGUGAUGACCAUGUGAUGGCCCCCUUGGCCUUGGAUCCUAACUUUGGGGUCCACUCGGCCGGAAAUGAAACCACACGAGGUGAAGCUUUGAAUGACAAUUUUGAAGUCGGUGACGAGCCAAUGAAUUUUGGUGACGAUGAUACGCUUUCAGAGAACAUCGAAGAUCAGAAAUUUGACGACAAAGUUCAAGACUUGGCAUCCUUCAAUCCAACCUCUGGGCAGCAAAAUUUGAUGGACAACAACUUGGAAGAAGGCCAGCAAAAGAGUUUCAGUGGUGGCCAUGGGCUUUCACAGACACUGUUUUCAGCUCAUGAAUUUGGUGGCCACCUUCAAGCCCCGGCAUCCUACCGUCCAAGCUUUGAGCAAACUUUGGCGGAAAAUUAUGAAGCAAUGGGACUAGGUGGAGGUUUGGAAGGGAUCGAGGAGCGAGAAUGCAGCAAUAUGUUCUAUGAUGAUUAUUCGUCAUUGUUGCCACAUGAAGAGGCUUCAAUCCCAUGCAUCCACAACCAUGAAGUGGAAAAUGCAACCACUUCCAACCAAUAUUAUCAAGAACGAUCUUGGACUGAGUUGGUGCCUAAACCCAAGUAAGGCAAGUGGAUGCUCAUCCAUAUUUAUUUUUCUAUAUAAUAUAAUAUUAGUUGAGCAACAAAAACAAUCUCUCUCAGCUUUCGGCUUUUUUCUUCCCAUAAAUGACCGUAGCGUCAUAAAAACAAUAUUUCGUUUUUGUUUUCGAUGAAUAAUGUUUUUAUCUUUUCGAUCUAGACUUAUAAACUCUGUUUGAAUGCAUUAGAAUGUUAUUUGUUUGUGCUUAAUC
Messenger RNA from Momordica charantia (bitter melon), 1933 nucleotides. NCBI's taxonomy places the organism in Eukaryota, Viridiplantae, Streptophyta, Magnoliopsida, Cucurbitales, Cucurbitaceae. The record is from RefSeq and is a predicted model, not a curated record.